Molecule: messenger RNA, 2207 nt
Organism: Sorghum bicolor (sorghum)
Lineage: Eukaryota; Viridiplantae; Streptophyta; Magnoliopsida; Poales; Poaceae
Product: multicopper oxidase LPR1 homolog 1
Exons: 3
Coding region: 184-2016 (610 amino acids)
Molecular function (GO): oxidoreductase activity; copper ion binding
Source: RefSeq, a predicted model, not a curated record
CGCGCGCGCCACCGCCGUUCGGCGCCCGCAGAUAUGAGCAUGCAUCAGAUAGCAGUAUAGCACUACCUGGGCGGGAUCAAAUAAUGAUGGCCUGCACCUGCGCCUGCACGCACUACUAGUCUACUACUAGUCAUCCUCCCUGCAGGCGUCUUCCAUUUCGGUUCGUGACCAUCCUGAUGCCUGAUGCUAUAUAGAGAGAAUCAGAAGUGUCCUGUAAGCAAUAGCAGAACAGCCCGGCCGGCCGAAAUGGUCGCCGCCAGAGCAGAGCUCGCCGCUCUUCUCCUCGUCGCCGCCGCCGUCUGCGCUGCCACCGGGUUCAGGCCGCCGGUAACUGAGGACGCCCUUCAGAAGGUGGCCGCCUCGCUGGAAAUGUACGUCGACGUGCUCCCUCAGAUGCCUAAGGUCCUCGGCUACUCCAUCAAGCACGGCCGCCCCACCCCGACUCACCUCACCAUCGGCAUGUACCAAAAGAAAUGGAAAUUCCACCGGGACCUGCCGGCGACGACCGUGUUCGUGUUCGGGACGUCGGCGGAGAGCGCCACCUUCCCGGGGCCAACCAUCGAGGCGCUACAGUGGGUCCCACUGUCCGUGACGUGGGAGAACCACCUCCCGGACCACCACAUCCUGCCGUGGGACCCGACGGUGCCCACCGCCAUCCCCAGGAGCGGCCGCGGCGUGCCCACCGUCGUCCACCUCCACGGCGGCGUGCACCCGCCGCAGUCCGACGGGCACGCCAACGCCUGGUUCACCGCGGGGUUCCGGGAGAAGGGACCCACGUGGACGACGCCCACGUACGCGUACCCGAACGCGCAGUCCCCCGGCGGCGCGCUGUGGUACCACGACCACGCGCUGGGCCUCACCCGCGCCAACCUCCUCGCCGGCCUCCUCGGCGCCUACGUGCUCCGGAGCCCCGCGGCGGAGGCGCACCUCGGCCUCCCCCGCGGCGAGGACUUCGACCGGGUGCUCGUCCUCGCCGACCGCAGCUUCUACGCCGACGGCGAGCUCUACAUGAACUGCACGGGCGAUAACCCCCGCGUGCACCCGCAGUGGCAGCCCGAGUACUUCGGGGCCGCCGUCACCGUCAACGGCAAGGCAUGGCCGUUCCUCCCCGUCGCGCGCCGCCGCUACCGCUUCCGCGUCAUCAACGCCAGCAACGCCCGCUUCUUCAACCUCUCGCUGUCCAACGGCCUCCCGUUCCACGUCGUCGGCUCCGACGCCAGCUACCUGCCCCGCCCCGUCGUCGUCACGCACCUCCUCGUCGCCGUCGCCGAGGCGUUCGACGUCGUCGUCGAUUUCUCCGAGUCCACGACGACCCACGGCCACGAGGCGGAGCUCGUCAACACGGCGCCGUACCCGUACCCCGACGGUGACGCGCCGAACCACCUCAACGGCAAGGUCAUGAAGUUCGUCGUCGAGCCGGCGGCGGCGGCGGCGAAGGUCGACCACUCGUGGGUGCCGGCGCGGCUGAUGGAGUACGUCGUCAAGGUCGCCGAGGAAGAGGCGGCGCGGAGGCGGUACAUCGUGAUGUACGAGUACGAGGACGAGGCGACGGGCGCGCCGACGCACCUGUACAUCAACGGGAAGCGGAUGGAGGACCCGGCGACGGAGACGCCGCGGCCGGGCACGUCGGAGAUGUGGGAGGUGAUCAACCUCACGCAGGACAACCACCCGCUGCACCUGCACCUGGCCGCGUUCCAGGCCGUGCGCGCGCGGGAGCUCGUCGGACUGGAGGAGUUCAAGCGCUGCAUGGAGAGGCUCAACGACGCGGUCCGCUGCGACGUGGGCCGGCACGCCGUCGGGGAGGAGGUGGCCGUGCCGGAGCACGAGAGGACGUGGAAGAACGUGGUCAAGAUCGCGCCGGGGUUCAUGACGACGGUGGUGGUCGAGUUCCUCAUGGUCGACACCGGCAGGAGCUACCCGUUCGACGCCACGGCCGAGCCAGGAUACGUCUACCAUUGCCACAUUUUGGACCAUGAGGACAACGCCAUGAUUCGGCCGUUGAAACUGAUCAAAUGAUGAUUCCUCCACUACUUGGGCUAGAAUUUCACAGAAAAUAGCUCAUUCGUUUCAAGGAAAAAAAAUGAUAACAGGGCGUUAAGCAACCAAAUGGCUUUAGCUGUUAUCAGAUUAUACAAAUGGCAACAAUUUCCUCCAGAGAUGUAAUCCAUAUAUAUGUACAUAUAAAAGGGCAGCGUAAAUUGUUGUUA